AUGUGUUACAACUACUAUGGUGGCUGUGGCUAUGGCUCCCUCUAUGGCUGUGGUUAUGGCUCCCUCUAUGGCUGCGGCUAUGGUUCCCGCUAUGGCUAUGGCUGCUGUGGCUACCGACCACUUUGCUACAGAAGAUGGUAUUCUUUUUGCUGCUAG
Messenger RNA from Loxodonta africana (African savanna elephant), 156 nucleotides. Its product is annotated as keratin-associated protein 21-1-like. Lineage: Eukaryota; Metazoa; Chordata; Mammalia; Proboscidea; Elephantidae. The record is from RefSeq and is a predicted model, not a curated record. The coding region runs from base 1 to 156 and encodes 51 amino acids. The transcript has a single exon.